Messenger RNA from Thalassophryne amazonica, 5277 nucleotides. Its product is annotated as tensin-3-like. The record is from RefSeq and is a predicted model, not a curated record. The transcript is spliced from 27 exons. NCBI's taxonomy places the organism in Eukaryota, Metazoa, Chordata, Actinopteri, Batrachoidiformes, Batrachoididae. Gene Ontology annotation, molecular function: protein binding. The coding region runs from base 289 to 4443 and encodes 1384 amino acids.
UUGUCCUGUGCCAGGACUUGUGGCGGCUGGAGGAAGUGUGCUGGGGGGCCGAGCAGCGAGUUCAGGAACCGAGCGAGGAGACCUUCUUCCAUUUUCUCGGCGGUGGCGGCUGAAAUUUUCCCGGCGCAGCUGCGUCUCGAGCGGUGGUUCCAGAGACAAACUUCCAGCGGAUAAAAAUGAGUCUGUGCGGCUUCUCCUCCACCAGCAGCGCCGACUAGAAAACACAAGAAUCUAAAGGGGCUCUUUUUUUUCCCCUUUCAGUUUGAAAAGAAAGCUCUCAGAUUUAGGAUGGAGGAGGGAUAUGAACUCGACCUGACGUAUAUAACAGAACGCAUCAUUGCCGUGUCCUUCCCCCGCGGUUGUUCCGAGGAGGUCUACUCGCACAACCUGAAGGAUGUGACAAGAAUGCUCAAGUCUAAACAUGCAGACAAUUACCUGAUUAUCAACUUGUCGGAGAAACGACAUGACCUCUCGAGAAUGAAUCCCAAGACCCUGGAUAUGGGCUGGCCUGACCAACAUGCUCCACCUCUGGAUAAGAUCUGCACCAUCUGCAAGGCCAUGGAGAGUUGGCUCAAUGCCGACCCUCUACAUGUGGCGGUUAUACACUGUCGGGGUGGAAAGGGUCGAAUUGGUGUGAUAAUUUCAUCCUUUGUACAUUUCACUGAUAUAUCAGCCAGUGCUGAUCAGGCAUUGGACCGCUUCGCUAUGAGGAAAUACUACGAUGAUAAGGUCUCAGCUAUGAUGACACCUUCGCAGAAACGGUACGUGUGGAUCCUCAACAGUCUUUUAAGUGGAUCAAUGAAGAUCAAUGCCUCCCCCUUGUUCCUGCACUGCAUCAUUCUUCAUGGGAUGCCAAACUUCAACGCUGCUGGAGUGUGUCAUCCAUACAUCAAGGUCUACCAAGGAAUGCAAGCAGUGUACUCUUCUGGAGUAUAUCUCAUAGGUCCAGGCCACAGAGACAGAAUAUGCAUCACCCUUGAGCCUGCGCAGCUUCUAAAAGGGGAUAUCAUGGUAAAAUGCUAUCAUAGGAGUGAAAUGAGUUCAGAACGUGAGGUUAUAUUCCGUCUGCAGUUCCACACGGGAGCAGUGCAGGGCUACAGCCUGAUGUUUGAAAAAGAGGACAUGGAGGAGGCCAACAAAGAUUCCAGAUUUCCAGAGUAUGGUAAAGUGGAACUGGUUUUCUCAGAGGGGCCCGAGAAGAUUCCAGGUGCAGACAGGUGGCAAAAUGGCAGCGAUGUCAUUGUGAACUACAACACUGCAGAUCCUUUAACCCGAUGGGACUCGUACCAGAACAUCUGUGAUGGUGAAGCGCCACGUUCACAUCAUGGCCUAACCCAGGACAAAGCACCUAACAAGAGGAACACCAACGGAGGAGAGGCUGCAUUGGGCCGAGGAACCUCCACCACCUCCAGUCCUGACCACAGUGACCACACGCUUUCUGUCAGCAGUGACUCCGGCCUGUCAAGCACAUCGCUGUGGGCUGACAGACCCACACCUAUCACCACCACCACCACCACAACUAUCAGGCCCAACCAGGGGCCCAGUCAGCAGGAAAAGGUGCAGCUGAAGCGCCUCUUAAGUGGGUUUGGGCUUGAGGACCCAUCCCUGGAGGAGAUGGGAGAUCAGGGCCAUAGAGUAGGCGUCCAGCAGAUAGUUCCAGCACAAGUACACUUUAACGGAGUCCCUUGUCCUAGAGAGAGGGAAACGGACAUCCUGGAUGAUGAGGUCAUAACAGGUCAUGACCUGCACAGUGUGGACAGUCUAGGGACCUUAUCCUCAUCCUGCCACCAAAGCAGCCAGAACUCGCUGUUGUCAGAUGGCUUUGGGAGUCCUGGGGGAGAAGAGCAUCAAAUCCAGAGCCAGCAUCAUGUCCACCACAAUGCACCUCCUCCCAUGGAGGAGUAUGACAGAGGCUACACUGAAGCUAGAAGGGGCUGUCUCAGCUCCAGGAGCAACUCUGUUGCCUCUUCUACUCCCAGUGUUUCCUGUACGCCCAAGCAGCAGGUCUACAGACAGGGGAGCUACUCCACACAAUCGUGGGUUCGCCAGCAGCAGAUGGUAGCGGCUCAACAGUUCGUUUACAUGCCGGAGCAUGUAAACGAUGCAGAGAGGUACCCGGGCGGUAAACAAGGAGGAAGUCUCCAUAAAGCAGGCGUGCUCGUGGAAUCGCAAGGUCCGAACAGGGACACAUCAGACGCGCUGGGAAACGCAGGCGACAAACAGGCAGCGAUAAACAACAAUACCAACAACAGACGGGAUGAGGAGUUAAAAUCAUUAACACUGGACAUUGACAACUCCAUUGACCAGCUCAACCAGUUGAUCAUGGACCUGGAUCCCACAUUUGUGCCAGUAUCGUCACACAGUAGCUCCAUUAAGAGGAAUGGGGGAACAACACUUGUGAACGGCUCAGUUGGCAAAUGUUCAAAUAGCAUCAAUGUCAACUUCAACGAUAACAACACAGCAACCCUGAAAAACAUGCAGCUGUCAGCUGUUCAGAAGAGUGAGGAGCGGGGAGGCGUCAUACGGACCCUGAGUAGCCAAGGAGGUGACGUGACAGACCAUCCAGGCUUCUGUAGCUCAGGGUGGAGUGGGACUGAAGAGUACAGAGGCUCAAGGACGUACUCACCCUGUACGCCACAGUCCCAGCAUACCCUGGUGUUCAGGAGUGACAAUUCUGAUGACCGGGCACAGGGCACAGACAUAGACAGUGGGGUCGAGGCCGGGAGUGACAUGACUCCACCCACCCCUGCUUUCCCCAUCUCUCCUCCAACACCAUAUGUGAAAAAUAUGUCAGAAUUCAGUCACCUGAGGCCAUCUCCAUCCCCCAGCAUGCAGUCCUACGGACUCUACAGAACAGACCACGAUCCGCGCGCUUACUCUGAGGCGAUCGGUCAUGUUGGACUACCACUUGACACUUUGCCUGAGUCCUCUGUCAACUGCCACAGGACACUAAGUGUGUCACACUCUGCCUCCAUUAGUGGGAUGCUUCAGCGGACCGAUGGCACAUUGGUGAACCAGUCCUGGCCAGAGCAUGCAGUCCUGAGCCGUCACUCCUCUCUAAGCAGCUAUCCUUCUCACAGACAACCACCACAACACUCAAUGUCAGUUGACUAUGGCCACCAUUCUCCUCCCAUGCACCACACCCACAUCCACCCUGCUCCCAAUGCCCACAGCUCUCCUCGAACCAGCCAACGAAGCUGCGUGGCUCGCUACGCUCUCAACCGCAGUCCUGCUCAAGUCUUUGAUGAGCCAGAUGACUCAGGUCUUGGUUACGGCACAGACUGUCCAACCCCUGUGUCUUCUCUCCUGGGGAAUGGAGGCAUGGACGGGGAUCUUCUGACCAUUAUAGAUGCACAGAAUCAGUCACCACAAAUUCAGCCCCCAGUCCUUCCUGAGAAGAAGAGGACAUCAGAUGGAGAGCAUUCACUGGGGACGGCGUCUCCAGCCCUCAGUGGAUUUUCAAGUCCACACAGUGGAAGCUCGCUGAGUAUUCCCUUCCCCAACAUCUUGCCUGACCUCUCAGCCCAGAUGCCUGGUACAGCCUCACUUCUGCCAGAUGUGCUGGCCAGCAAACAGGUGACUGUGAAAUUUGUCCAAGACACAUCAAAAUUCUGGUACAAGCCAGAUAUCUCAAGAGAUCAAGCUAUCUCAGUCCUGAAGGACAAGGAACCUGGCUGUUUCAUUGUGCGGGACAGCCACUCCUUCAGAGGGGCCUAUGGACUCGCAAUGAAGGUGGCCACGCCCCCACCCUCGGUUCUCCAACAGACCAAGAAAGGAGGAGAUCUGUCCAGUGAAUUAGUUCGCCACUUCUUGAUCGAGUGCACAUCAAAAGGAGUUCGGUUGAAGGGUUGUCCCAACGAGCCUUAUUUUGGAAGCUUGACUGCGUUGGUCUGCCAACAUUCAAUCACGCCAUUGGCGCUGCCCUGCAAACUUAUUAUCCCUGACAAAGACCCUCUUGAGGAUGUUGUGGAGAAUAAUACCUCACAGUCAGUCACCAACUCUGCUGCAGAGCUGCUCAAACAGGGGGCAGCCUGUAAUGUGUGGUACCUGGGCUCAGUGGACAUGGAGUCUCUGACAGGCUACCAAGCGGUGCAAAAAGCCACCACUAUGAUUCUCAGUUCCAAUCCUCCACCAACCUCCACUGUGGUCCACUUCAAGGUCUCCUCCCAGGGAAUCACGCUCACCGAUAACCAGCGGAAGCUCUUCUUUAGGAGGCAUUACACUGUCAACACGGUCAUAUUCUGUGCACUGGACCCUCAAGACAGAAAGUGGAAAAAAGAUGGCUGUCCUGCAGCAAAGAUUUUCGGCUUUGUGGCGAGAAAAACGGGCACUUCCAUGGACAAUGUGUGUCACCUGUUUGCAGAGCAUGACCCCGAGCAGCCUGCCAGUGCCAUUGUCAACUUUGUGUCCAAAGUGAUGAUUGGCUCCCACAAGAGUAAGUAGGCGUGGCUCGGACCAAGCCGCUGAGCCGGGUAGGCCUUUUCAGGAGUCGACACUAACGCUGGACAGAAGACGGUUCUGACUGGACAUCAGCUGUGUCCGUUAAUAUUAUUGCAACAAACUGAUCAGCACCGGGGCAUUCACUGACACCGUUCAGUCAGAUCAGAUCACCUCUUUGAAAAUGUUUUUGUGUGUAAAUGAACUGUAGAGUAGCCAAAGUGAGAACAAAAUCAUGAAAAAAAGUGUAAUUCUUUGCUACUGGUUUACAACUGUUGAGAUUGUACAGUUUUAAUUUUUUAAAAUCAGAUGAACAAACCCCACUGCUGUUGCAUGUAAACUGUGUAUUUUAUGAUAUGUAUUCAGAAUACUUCAUUUAAGCUAUUAAAUGUUUUAAAAGUGGACGAUGAUGUAGAAGUCUACAUCUGUCAUCCAGGGAUUAUUUUCAGGUUGAAUUUAAAAUACAGGAUUAUCUACAUUUUAUCUAUGCAAUGUAAAAAUGUUAGUUUUUUAAACCCAUCACACACACACACACACACAUAUAUAUAUAUAUAUAUAUAUAUAUACACACACACACAGACAUAAUUUUUACUGCUAAUACAACUAUUUUUAAGAGCAACAGAAACUUAAAAUAUGUGUUGAAAUGAGAUAAACAAGAACAAAUAUUUGAUGUAAAAACACAUUAAUACUGUUUGUAGAACAGCUGCCAAAAUCGAGUUUGUUUGGUUUUGAUUGCCAGUAAAAGCACUACAGUUAGACCAUGUUUAAAAAAAAAAAGAUAAGAAAGAAAUAGACACAUUUAGUUGACUUUUAAGACAAACAUAUAUUAUAUUUAGGCUG